Pelobates fuscus (common spadefoot toad) is the source of this 2180-nucleotide messenger RNA. It is a transcript of the gene OTUD6B, whose product is annotated as OTU deubiquitinase 6B. NCBI's taxonomy places the organism in Eukaryota, Metazoa, Chordata, Amphibia, Anura, Pelobatidae. Gene Ontology annotation, molecular function: cysteine-type deubiquitinase activity. Gene Ontology annotation, biological process: protein deubiquitination. The coding region runs from base 70 to 960 and encodes 296 amino acids. The transcript is spliced from 7 exons. The record is from RefSeq and is a predicted model, not a curated record.
UGAUGACGUCAGUGCCUCCCCAGUGCUGUCAGUGUGGUCAUGUGUGGCAGGUGACGGUGUGCUCUGGGCAUGGAGGGGAAGGAAGAGCUCGGCGGGGAGGCUGCCCUACUGAAACAGCAAAGAAAAGAGAAGAAGGACCUGCAGGCAAAAAUCCAGUGCAUGAAAAACUCUGUACCUAAAAAUGACAAAAAACGAAGGAAGCAGUUGACGGAAGAUAUUGCUAAGCUGGAGUCUGAAAUGGAUGAGAGACACAAACAAGAACUAGAAGCACUGGCUAAAAAUGAACCUGAACAAGCACCAGUGGACAAUGUUGUUAAUGGUGUCUCAAAUUUAGACCUGGAUUCAGGGCCCCUUCUUGUACAGCAACCACGUGUGUCAAAGGCCCAGAAGAGGAGGGAAAAAAAGGCUGCCUUAGAAAAAGAAAGGGAUGAACGCAUAGCAGAGGCAGAAAUAGAGAAUUUAUCUGGAGCCAGGCACCUUGAAAAUCAAACCCUUACCCACAGCUUGGCAGAAAGACAGCUGCAGAUUAAACAGAUCCCAUCUGAUGGUCACUGCAUGUACAGAGCUAUUGAACACCAGCUGAAGGAGCAAGAUAAUGGUCUGACACUUUCAAAUCUCAGAAGCCAAACUGCAGAUUAUAUGAGAAACCAUGCUGAUGAUUUCCUUCCUUUCCUUACAAAUUCCAGUACAAACGAAAUGUUCUCAGAGGAAGAGUUUGAGAAAUACUGCAACGAGAUUGCAAGCACACCAGCAUGGGGUGGACAGUUAGAGCUCCGAGCACUGUCACAUGUCCUGAAAACCCCUAUAGAAGUCAUCCAGGCCGGGUCCCCUCCAAUUGUCAUUGGGGAGGAGUAUUCAAGCAAACAAAUAACACUAGUAUAUAUGCGCCAUGCUUAUGGAUUGGGAGAACAUUAUAAUUCGGUUGAACCACUAAUGGUCACAUCUUCAGAUGAUGGCUAAUUUUAAGAGCUCAGUUUCUGAACGGACACUCUGAUCAAGCCAAAUUAAGGAUUCAUUCAAGGAAGGGAUUGUGCCCAUCCUUUCAUGUUUUUUGAUAUUAUGAUCAUGACUCUGAGGAGGUCAAGAUGCAAACAUGUCCAUGUUUAAAGGGAAUAAUGUUCAUGCUUAUAUUAAGUACAUGUUAAAUGUGCAGUCAAAUAUAAAUGCGUUGUCUUUUUUUUAAACUUAUUUUUAAAGUCAUGAAACUGUAGAUUUAUGUAAUUCGUUCCUCUAAAAGUAUGUGUUAAUCAUAAAAGGAGAACAUGAGUGUACUGCUCACUUUUAAAGCGGCACUGUCAUCGUCUGGGGACUUUGCAGAAUUCGCAAAGACCUCGAUAGUGACAUUGCUUCGAGGGGGACAGAUAAAGGUUGAGUUCUACUUAUCUGAACCUGUCCAUCGCAGGCAUCGCCAUCUUCCCCUGGCAGGUCCUCUUCAGUUAAGUGCCAGGAGCCAAUGUCACUGCUGAACUCUUGUGCAUGCACAAGAGUACAGCAAUGAGGUCUCGCAGGAUCCUCCCUAGAUUGAGCCUAAUCCCUGUAGCCAUCACAUUUGACGGCUAGUGGGAUUGACACUUCUACACAGUGGUAGCUCCCCCCAGUGUCUAGAGGUGUCCAGUGGAGGAAAUAUACAUUGUUCCUACUUUGUCUCACUAUAUCUCUUGACUUGGUUGGAAUUUCAGUGGAAUGUUAACACAAUCAUAAUUAGUUAUAAAGAUUCUAUCUUUAUGAAAUACAUAUUUUUAAUACUUCUAUUUCGGGGAUGGGGUGACCAUACAACUUUUUUAUUCUAGAAUCACUGAAGGACAGUUUGCCACUAUUCAAGAGAUUUGUUUGGGGUGAUGGUAUCUAGAAAUACAGUCUGAAAUAUGAGAAUUACAUUGCUAUUAAAAUAAGUAUGCUUAAUAGUUUGUUAAAGUGGAAGUAGAACGUUAACAUUUUAAUUUACAUUUUGUUCCCCAUGAAAAGGUUUUACUUUCUUCUCUUUAAAUUGACUCAUUCAAGUUCCUUACGGUAUUGUCCUAGUUAUACUUGCUUUGCUGGGCAUACACGUUCCCUUAAAGGGAAACUCCAGUGCCAGGAAAAUGAUCAGUUUUCCUGGCACUGGAUGGUCCCUCUCCCUCCCACCCACCAAUCCACAGUUACUGAGGGGGUGAAAACCGCUUCAGUGACUUACAUGAGGC